AUGAACAGAAUUAAACGAGGAUAUAUAGCUCGGAAACGGAGAACAAAAAUUCGUUUAUUUACAUCAAGUUUUCGCGGAGCUCAUUCAAGACUUACUCGAACUAUUACUCAACAGAAAAUUAAAGCUUUGGUUUCAGCUCAUCGGGAUAGAGAUAGGAAAAAAAGAGAUUUUCGUGGUUUAUGGAUUAGUCGAAUAAAUGCAGUAAUUCGAGAGAAUCCAAAAGUAUAUUAUAUUUAUAGUAAUGUUAUAUAUAAUAUAUACACCAGGCAAUUGCUUCUUAAUCGUAAAAUAGUUGCACAAAUAGCUAUAUUAAAAGAGAAUUGUAUUUUUAUGAUUGCCAAUGAUAUCAUAAAAACCAAAAAUCCCCCUAGACGUUACUUCGGGAAGGUAUAG
This is a messenger RNA of Cajanus cajan (pigeon pea), 393 nucleotides long. The record is from the annotation of a RefSeq genome assembly. Lineage: Eukaryota; Viridiplantae; Streptophyta; Magnoliopsida; Fabales; Fabaceae.